Folsomia candida is the source of this 1256-nucleotide messenger RNA. RefSeq lists its product as uncharacterized. Bases 92 to 1114 code for a protein of 340 amino acids. Lineage: Eukaryota; Metazoa; Arthropoda; Collembola; Entomobryomorpha; Isotomidae. The record is from RefSeq and is a predicted model, not a curated record. Gene Ontology annotation, molecular function: chitin binding. Gene Ontology annotation, cellular component: extracellular region. The transcript has 2 exons.
ACUCCAGCUUCAUUUUACACUUGAAAAAUACUGUUCAAAUCGCAAGCAAACUUUGUCUUGAUUGCGAUCAUUCAAUAAUAUUUUUUUCAAAAUGAAAACUGCUCUGAUUUUACUCGUGGUCAUGGUCGCUUUUGCAGCGGCUAGGACUCUGAACGACAAACAAGCUGUCGACAAGGGCUUCCUUCUUCCAUGUGGAAGACAUAACGUUGGCAAAACAUACACGUACCCCUUCAGCCCUAGCAAAUAUUUCGAAUGCACUCAGAAAGGUUUGGAGCUGAGAAAAUGUGGCCAUGGAACAUGGUACAGUUCUGACGCCAAGGCAUGUAUUAGGAACGAGGAUUCCGGCGAAUGUGAUCCAAUUUCUGAGUCGGAAGAGCCUUCCGAAUCUGUCGAAGUUGAACCGACCGAGCCAGCACCAGAAAGUGAGGAAUCCGUUGAAAUCGAACCUACUGAGCCAGCACCAGAAAGUGAGGAAUCCGUCGAAAUUGAACCGACCGAGCCUGCCCCAGAAAGCUCAGAAUCCGUCGAAGUUGAACCAACCGAGCCUGCCCCAGAAAGCUCAGAAUCCGUCGAAGUUGAACCAACUGAACCUGCCCCAGAAAGUUCAGAAUCUGUCGAAAUUGAACCAACCGAUCCUCCUGCAUCAUCAUCAUCCGAAGAAGUUUCCGAACCUUGCAAGAUUGAGUGUGCUUAUCAUGGAGAAUAUCUCGUGAACCCAGCCAGCUGCAAUUCCUUCUACCAGUGCUCUUGGGGAGUCGCAUACCUUCACCAGUGCCCCAAUGAAACAGUUGAUGGAAGCAAACAGCUCGUGUUUGACCCAAACCUUGAUGUUUGUGUUUGGUCCAAGGACUACGAAUGUACCGGAGAACCCGGAUGCCAACAACCAGAACCCGAACCAGAAUGCCCAGCUGUCGUAUGCGAGACCCUCGGACAGUACAUUCCAAACCCUGCUGACUGCCACUCCUUCUACCAAUGCUCCUGGGGAGCGGGCGAGACUCUCUUCCCGUACUAUCACAAUUGCCCCUUGGAAACGGAUACUACGCGACUCGUCUUCGACCCGACUCUCAACGUUUGUAACUGGUCAUCGGAAGUAGAGUGCAAAACCUCUUGCUAAGCAAUCUAUCCAAUUCUCACAUUAAGUUACAAAUACCUCAUUUUUCACCUCUCUGAUUUAUUUUUUCUUCCAACUCUGUCUACAUCACUCAUGCUGUCAUCUCUUAAAUACUUUUCAAUAAACUUUUCACUUGCAAACUACA